Molecule: messenger RNA, 6938 nt
Organism: Myripristis murdjan (pinecone soldierfish)
Lineage: Eukaryota; Metazoa; Chordata; Actinopteri; Holocentriformes; Holocentridae
Gene: parp4
Product: poly (ADP-ribose) polymerase family, member 4
Exons: 38
Coding region: 160-6162 (2000 amino acids)
Cellular component (GO): cytoplasm
Molecular function (GO): NAD+ poly-ADP-ribosyltransferase activity
Source: RefSeq, a predicted model, not a curated record
AAGGCUUCCAAGUUAGUAUUUAAGUGUAGCCAGUGCUUCAAAUAUUACCCAUCAUUUGAAGAGGUAAAAGCACAUGUAUGUGUCACACGGGUCGCCUGAUGCCAGGGCCGAGCUACACUUUCUGACAACAACGUCCACUUGUGGUUUUACGGUGAAGCUAUGGCUCUGUUUGACAACUGCUCUGUGCUUCUGGAGCUCAAGAAUUUGCCUUUUAAGGAGAAGAAGAGGCUCAAGUUGGCAGUGACUGACAAUGGGGGCAGUAUUUCCUACGUGGUCAAUAAGCAGUGCUCUCUGGUAGUGACCAGCGAUGUGCCCAGUCUGAGCUCCAACAGGCUGCGGAGCAUCCAGAAGCACCAAACCCCAGUGGUGGGGGUGGACUAUGUGUACCGCUGCCUGGAGAGAGGAACCCAGCUGCCUGUGGAUCAAUACAAGCUGGACAUUUCUUCCUCUUCCUCUUCUUCUGUUCCUCCUCCUCUCUCUUUCUCCCCAGCAAGGCGAAAUCCACUCUCACAGCAAGCACCUAAGCUAGCAACAAGCAAACCAGUUUGUGAUGGGUCCAAAGACCAGAGGAGUGUCAACUCUGACAGGUUGACAAAGAAGACGGAGAGUCAGGAGAGGACUGGAAACUUCCUGGACAAGUUCAGAAUAUAUACUGAAAAUGACGUCGAUCUGCCGUCGUAUCCAGACAAUUUUCAAGUAGCCAAGUAUUCCAUCUUUGAAAAGGUUAACAGCAGCACGUGGUCUGUGUUGGAGCUGCAGAGUUUCAGAGGAGAGGAAGGACAGCAGUACCGAGUGGUCAGGUGCUGGAAGGAUGACGUAAGAGCCAAGUCAGCGGCCGUGAGGGAUCAGCUGGUGUUCCUGUCCUCCUCAGAGGAAGCCCUGGAGGUUUACCAGACCCUAAGGAAGCAGCUGCAGGCUGCAGAUGUCCAGCCGAGGAACACCCUCCCUCCACAGGCCUGGGACCUGGGCUCUGCCCCGCUCAAACAGCUGCUGCAGGAGGAGAAGCUGAACACCGGACAUCUGUCACAGAAAGUGGGCGUCUUUGUGGAGCUGCUGUGGACGGAGGCCCUGGGUCGUCUUAGCAACGUCCUCAAAGUUUCCAUCACCAGUCUCAGCCUCAACGAUGUGAGUCGAGCUGAAGGCUUGUUGCUUCAGGCUCAGAGGAAGCUGAGGGAGUCGAGUCACGCUGAAGUGGCGUCUCUCCUGGACGAGGUUUACACUCUGCUGCCACACAGAGAGCCCCGCCCACCUGCCAGCGCCAAGCUCAUCUCACAGAAACUCGACCUCUGUCAGUUGAUCAGAGAUGUUCUGAAUGUGAGUGAGGUGACUUUGAGGAGCCCCUCCCCUUCCUGUCUGGGGAAGUACCGUGCUCUGAGGUGCAGCAUUGAAGUGGUUUCCACAGACAGCCCCGAGUUCCAGGCUGUGACCGGUCUGCUGCAGGACAGGAAGGUGGAGAUCCAACAGGUGCUGCGUGUCAGCAGAGGGGUGGAGCUUCAGAUGUUUAAGAACGAGCUCGGCAACAUUAAGCCGCUCCUUCACUCCUCCAGUCCCAGCAGCUUUGUAGGGAUCCUGUCUCGUGGUCUGUUGCUUCCCCGUGUUGGAGUGGAGCAACAUGGGAUUGAGAGAACAGACAUUGGUAACCUGGGCAGUGGAAUCUACUUUAGUGAUGCCAUGAGCACCAGUUUGAAAUACUCCAAGCCGGGUGUGACCGAUGGCUCUCGGCUGCUGCUGGUGUGUGACGUGGCAUUGGGGCAAUGCAAGGACGUCCGGAAGAAGGACCCCAGCCUGACUCAGGCACCCGAGGGAUACCACAGUGUCCACGGGGUCCGUCGCACCCCCAACACUCACUCUGAGUUUGAGGAUGAUGAGUACGUGGUGUACAGUCCUGACCAGGUGAGACUGAAGUACGUGGUUCAGUUCAGCGUUGAUGAAGACCAGCUGAAGGAGUUCAGCCCCUCCAUCGACACCUCAGCCGAGCUUCCUCAGCCACCUGCUGACCGAGUGCUGUCUUCUGAGGAGGAUGGUGUUGACAGCAGUAAAAACCCACUGGAUGAUGUGAAAGCUGGGCUGUUGGACAGCUCAGGCCAGCAGCUCCCUCUACAGGCUGUCCAUAUCAAGUGCAAGCUGAUGGAUCUGCUCUCCCAGGUCAUCAUCUUCCAGAAAUACACCAAUCACAGCUCUGUGCCCAUUGAGGCUAAAUAUGUCUUCCCAUUGGACGAUUCUGCAGCAGUGUGUGGGUUCGAAGCGUUCAUCAACGGCAAACAUGUGGUUGGACAGGUGAAGGAGAAGGAAAAGGCUCGUAAGGAGUACAAGCAGGCCAUAGAGAAAGGCCACGGAGCCUAUCUCAUGGACCAGGAUGCCCCUGAUGUGUUUACCAUCAGUGUUGGCAAUCUGCCGCCUGGGGCCACUGUCCUGAUUAAAGUUACCUUUGUGUUGGAGCUGGUUGUCAGGGACGGUCGUGUUUUAUUCUCCCUGCCUGGGAGCGUGGCACCAUGGCAGCAGAGCGCAGCGCUCAACCAGACCACCCAGGUAACUGUGGAGAAGGUGUGUGUGACUGAUGAGGCGGCAAGUAUGGGAGAGUUCACCCUGGACAUGUCCAUUGAGAUGCCCAAUGAGAUUAGCAGCCUGCAGUGCAUCACUCACAACAUCAAGAUGAAGAGGACGGACUGUAAGGCAGUGGUGAGCGUGCUGCCAGGACAGGUCAUGGGUCCCGAUGGUUUCCAGCUGUCAGUCGCCCUGUCUGACAUCCACUUACCCAGGAUGUGGGUGGAGAAACACCCUGACAAGGACAGCCAGGCCUGCAUGUUGGUUUUCUAUCCACACUUUGAUGACACUUGGAGCUUGGCCUCCAGUGAGGUUGUGAUCCUGUUGGACACGUCUGAGUCCAUGAGAGGAGAAUCUCUCCAGACAGCCAGGAGAAUCGCCCUGCAGGUCCUCAAAACCCUCGACCGCAAUGUCCGGCUCAAUGUCAUUCUCUUCGGCUCGGAUCACACAGAGGCUUUUUUUGCAGCCCAAACCCUUGCAGAGAACAUACAGGCAGCCAAGCACGUCAUUAUGUCCUCUCCUCCAGUAGGAGGCAGCACUGAGCUGUGGAGGCCGCUGCGAGCUCUCAGCCUGCUGCCCCCGUCCCGCGGCCUCAGGAACCUGCUGCUGCUGUCAGACGGCCACAUCCAGAAUGCCGACCUCACCCUCCAGCUGCUCAGAGACAACGCUCAGCACAGCCGCUUGUUCACCUGCGGCAUCAGCCCAACAGCCAAUCGACACAUGUUGAGAGCCCUGGCCCAGGCAGGAGGCGGAACCUAUGAAUUCUUCGACACAAAAACCAAACACAACUGGACAGAGAAGGUGGCGUCUCAGGUGAAGCGCAUGGCGUCUCCGGGCUGCAGCUCUGUGUCAGUGAAGUGGCAGCAAUUCAACCCGACAGCGCCUCCUCCUGUCCAGGCCCCCACCCAGCUCCACGCCCUGUUCAACAACUGCCACACGCUGGUCUACGGCUUUGUGCCGCACUGCACUCAGGCCACCCUCCUUGGCGACCUGAGCGGCCAGGAGAUCAAGACCAUGGUGUCAACCAGUGAGCUACAGAAGACCAGAGGCACAUUUCUUCACAAGCUCACAGCAAGGGCCAUCAUCAGGGAUUAUGAAGACGGAAUCCUUGAUACCAACGAAGCUGAGCAUGAGGGGAAGAAAGCAGAGCUAAAGUCCUUCAUCACUGAGAUGAGCAAAGAGUUCUCUAUCUUGUCCCAAUUCACCAGCUUUGUGGCCAUUGAGGAGAGGGACUCAGAACAGACGGAGCAGGGUUUCACAGACAUUACCAAGUUAAUUGCAGAGGAAGAUGUGGACCUCCUCCCUUACAUCAGCUGGAGCUCUUCUCAGGAUGAAGGAGAGGAAGAGGAUGAAGAUGAUUAUUAUAUGGACAUGGGUCUCUCUAUUGAUCAAAGUGUGCUCGGUUCAUGUCAGUUCAGUCAGGCGAUCUCUUACGAUGCCUGUUCUGAUGAUUCACGCAGCUUUGAGAUGGAGACAGAAGAGAUGGACGCUCUCGCAGGUGUGUGGUAUUCAGACUCAAAAUACGAAGAUGGGUCCACAGGCUCUCCACCCUACUCACCCACUAGCCCAAGUGGGAUGUACUUGAAGAGUCUUGACCUGCCUGGUAAAGAGAAAGAGCUGCCAAGAAUAGCAAUCGCUCGUCUUCCCCGUCUUUCACUGCCUGCCAGGCCCUCUCCUCCUCCUCCUCCUCCUCCAUCAAACUCUCUGUUCUCUUCUGGUGAACACCCACGUUCAUCCCUCUGUUCGCUUUUCCCUCUUCCAUUCUCAUCAAGUGCCCCACUUAUGCCUCCUGCUCCUCCUCCUCCUCCUCCUCCUCAAGCCAACAUUUCAAUGGAGGUGCCUGAGAGUUCAGCAGACAAGACCCAUCACCCUGCACAGAGGAAGAAGCGGGCUAAAAAACAGGGCAGAGCUGGACGAGCUGGUUAUGUGGACACAAGUGAGAGCAAUAAUCUCUGUGAGGUGGACCUGGGACUGAUCCACCGCACAAUGGAACAAUCUCCUGAUCUAGCUGAAGAAAGUGAAAACUACGACUUUCGCUCAUGUGAUGGUGCUUUUCUGUCCCCAUUUCAAGAAGAAGCAGCCAAUAGUUUCUCUUUCUUACGGCAAGAAGCCAGGGUGUCAUUUAAAGAACAAACACAGUCUUCUUUCUCUGCACCCCAACUGCCAACCCGAAAACACAGAUUGCUUGGUCGGUUAGCAUCUCCCAGCUCUGAGUCUUUGGGUGCAGUUCAGGAGCCAUCAGUCAGUGCUGGGAGUUAUCCAACACCAACUCCCAAAGCUUUACCAAACUUUACCAAAGCCAUACCGCUGUAUGGCUUUGGUGCAAGAUUUGGUAGCAGAGAGGCUUCCAGCCCCUCAGUGAUGGAAAGUGGCAGUCUCCAAGAACAACAAAAGAAAGCUGUCCUUUUUGGACAUACAGCAGACCAACCACACAGUUUUUCUUUUGGAUAUGCAGCAGACCAAGCAGAGGGUUUCUCUUUUGCAGCAAAAACACCAGCUCCCCCUUUACCUGUUCAAGGUGCACAAGCAACUAUUUUGCGAGCACCGCUGUCAGGCUUUGGUGCAACAUUAGAUAGCAGAGAGGCUUCCAGCCCCUUAGUGAUGGAAAGUGGCAGUCUCCAAGAAAAACAAAAGAAGGCUGUCCUUUUUGGACAUACAACAGACCAACCACACGGUUCUUCUUUUGGAAAUGCAGCAGGCCAAGCAGAGGGUUUUUCUUUUGCAGCAAAAGAUAUGUCGAUUGAUAUAAUUGAACACGCAGAAUGCCUGUCUCCAGUGGAAGAAUUGCAGUUCUCUGGAGGAAGGCAAGCUGCUCCAGACUCUGCUCUGCCUGGACGACGUUUCUUUGCCAAGGGUCCAAGUGGGACAUACCGGCAAACCUUGUCCGCUUUAAAAGAAAUCAGACAGGGUUAUACUUUUGGACAUGCAGCAGACCAACCAGAGGAUUUGAUUUCUGCGGCAAUAGCGAUGCCGAUUGACUUGAGUGAACCCGCCUCAGGUGUAGCAGAAGACCAGUCUGCACUUCCCACAGACAUGCCUGCCAAGGGGAUAGGGCGAUUACGCAAGGAGCGCUGCGCAAAACGGACCCUAAAGUUAGCACUGGAAAAGUCUGUAGUGAGGGCAGUCGCAGCUCCUGAGGAAAUGACGAUGAAGUGGGUGAAGAUCUUCCAAAUGCAACAUUCAGAGGGCUACUGGGAGUGUACUGCUGAGCUGGGAGAACUGAUAAAAGUGGAUGUAGACUCCUUUGCCAACGUGUUCCUGAAGAACAAAGGCAUCUGCUCUCUAGGUGUGAGAGCCCAUAAAGACAUCUUGAGGCUGGUGGCCACUCUGCUGGUUCUGCAGCUGAUGAGACUGGAGAGGCUGGAGGAAGGCAAGCUGCUGCGCACUCUGUUCUGCCUGGACGACUCUCCUCAGCCCAGGUCUGAGCGGUGGGAGGCGGUAAAGAGGGCAGUGGACUGGGUCUUCUGGGCCGACCGCGAAUACCCGUGCAUCCACAGCCGACUGGAGUUUGGCUGGAGCUGGGAAUCCUCCACCCGCCAGCUGCUGGGUUAUGAACACCUCCCUCCUUGCUCACCUCUCAGGGGUCUGCAGACCGGGACCCCUCUGCAGGUCCACUGACCAGGCUGCCAUUAUUAUCAACUUUGCUGACUUGUCUUCUCAGGAUUGUAAUGCCAUUUUGCAAUUUCUUUUUCUUUUUUACACUGCACAAGGCCAUUUUUAAAUAGAUUGUAAUUGCUUAUAAAGGGAUUUGUUGGGGAAACAUUUAGCUGAUAAUUUAGGGACACAGUUUUUAAUUGAUAUGUAUAUGAAUAGAACGACACUUCAAAUGUGUGUUCAGUACUGUCACAACAACAAGAGCACUUACAUCAAGAAUCGGUUCAGUGCUGCUGGCUACAAAAAGUUUGCCAAAUGGACAUGUACAAAUACAUCUUUAUCACCUAUUUUUAAUUUUUGUUCUGUCAUUUUCUGUUCUUUUUGUUGUGGUUUUAGGCAACCAAACAAAGGCUUUGUAGUUGCUUCACUUAAUCUUCUUGUAACCAGGUGAAAAGUCUUUGUCUUGUCUUUGUAGACUCUGCUCAUUUAACCUGACCAAACUGGACAGUUUAAUUUAGCAAAACAUCCAGUGUUGCAUAACAUGCUACCACCGCUGCUGCUAUCAUGUGUUUAAAAUAAGACCUGAUAAUUAGCCUACCAGAUGCUACGGCUAGCACAUUAUUAUCAACACAAAAUCAAUUAUCUGCAGAAAUUAAAAACUCAUUUCAACAUGCAGCGAUUUUAUUAUGUAAACAGUAUUUUCAUUUCUUCACUGUGGAUGUUAGUCUUAUCUGAAUGAUUUAAUUGUAAAAUUAUAUCAUUGUGUGCAACCAAUAAACAAAUGGUGAAUGCAGACCAGA